AAAUCUGAAGAUAAACUUGCUGAGAAGCCUGGUGAAGAAGCUAAUAAGACGCUAGAGAAACCCAAAAAGGAAAAGAGAAAGAAGAGUGCUGAGGAAGUGAAAAAAGUCGAGGAAGAAAAGCCUGCAAUUGUUGAAGCUGUUGAAAAGAAACCUGAGACCGUUGAAAAAUCUGAAGAAAAACUUGCUGAAAAGCCUGUUGAAGAAGCUGAUAAGACUCUAGAGGAGCACAAAAAGGAAAAGAGAAAGAAGAGUGCUGAGGAAGUGAAAAAGGUCGAGGAAGAGAAGCCUGCAAAUCUCGAAGCUGUUGAAAAGAAACCUCAGACCGUUGAAAAACCUGAAGAACCACUUUCUGAUGAAUCUAGUAAGACUCUGGAGAAACCCAAAGAGGAAAAGAAAGAGAAGAGUGCUGAGGAAGUGAAAAAAAUCGUGGAAGAAAAGCCUGCAAUUGUUGAAGCUGUUGAAAAGAAACCUGAGAACGUUAAAAAAUCUGAAGAAAAACUUCAUGGAGAAGCUGAUAAGACUCUAGAGGAACUCAAGGAAAAGAGAAAGAAGAGUGCCGAAGAAGUUAAGAAAGAGGAAGAAAAACGGCCUGAAGCGCAAGAGAUUGUAGAAAAGAAAGCUGAAGCUAUUGAAACGCUCGAUAAGAAAUCUGCUGAGAAGCCUAUUAAAGAAGCCGAGAAGACUGUUGAGAAUCGGAAAGAAGACAAAGGAAUGAAAAAUGAGGAGGAAGAAAAGAAAAGAGAGCCUAUUAAAAAACCAGCUGAAAAGCCUGUCGAAGAAGUUGAGAAGCUAGAAGAGAAACCGAAGAAGGAAAAGAGAAAGAAGAGUGUCGAAGAAGAAAAGGCAGCUGAUAAGAAAAAACCUGAAGCUGUAGAAAAUAAGCCUGAGGCUGCUGCAAACCUUGAUAAGAAACCUGAAGCUGAGAAGGUGGAAGAAAAGCCAAAGAAGAGAAAGAAGAGUGCAGAAAAAGACAAGGAGGUGAUAGAAAAGCAAGUAGAGCCUACACCAAAGGUGACUGAGGAAAUUAAAACGGAAGCAGAUACAACCAAGAAAGAAAAGAGAAAGAAGAGCAUUGCAGAAGACAAACAACCCAUCGAUAUUACAAAAGAGGCUACUACGAAAAAGACUGAAGACGUGGUGAUCACACAAAAGGACGUCACAGAAGUUGUUGAGCCAAAGUCAGCGCAACAAAUUAUCACAAAACCUGCCGAAGCAGCUUUAGAUGAGGUUGAUGCUGUGCCAUUGGAGAAAUCAAGGUCACGCGCAGAGAAGCCAAGCGAAGUAGAGUACAAAGAUAAACGGGAAGCACGAAAUGCCCGACGUGCGCCAAACGUUGAGUUGAAAUUGACAAACCGGAACUCAGCGUUGGGCAGCGAUAUAAAACUCACCUGCAGUAUAUCUGGCGCAGAACUGAAGGUUGAUUGGUAUCGCGAUCAGACAUUGAUUGCGAAUGACGAUAAAUAUCGAAAGACCUUCAACGAUGGACUCUCCUGCUUGGAAAUACGGACAGCCAAUGCAGGCGAUGCGGGUGUUUACAGAUGCGUGGCGGCCAAUCGCAAUGGAGAAGUGGAGACGAGUUGCCUUGUGACUGUUUACGAUGUACCAACAACUAAAUUUGGCACAACGCCAAUAUUUACGCGUAACAUCAGAGUAUAUGAACCACCAGCUGUCCUUGUGGCCUGGUAUCUGGAUUUCACUGUACCUACUAAGGAAGUUAAGCUUCUCAAUUCACACAACGACUGA
Rhagoletis pomonella (apple maggot) is the source of this 1743-nucleotide messenger RNA. RefSeq names its product muscle M-line assembly protein unc-89-like. The annotation marks the transcript as partial. The transcript is spliced from 2 exons. Gene Ontology annotation, biological process: dendrite self-avoidance; homophilic cell-cell adhesion; axon guidance. Gene Ontology annotation, cellular component: plasma membrane; axon. The record is from RefSeq and is a predicted model, not a curated record. Gene Ontology annotation, molecular function: cell-cell adhesion mediator activity. NCBI's taxonomy places the organism in Eukaryota, Metazoa, Arthropoda, Insecta, Diptera, Tephritidae.